Messenger RNA from Megachile rotundata (alfalfa leafcutting bee), 1544 nucleotides. Its product is annotated as PI-PLC X domain-containing protein 3. Gene Ontology annotation, molecular function: phosphoric diester hydrolase activity. The record is from RefSeq and is a predicted model, not a curated record. Gene Ontology annotation, biological process: lipid metabolic process. NCBI's taxonomy places the organism in Eukaryota, Metazoa, Arthropoda, Insecta, Hymenoptera, Megachilidae.
ACGUAGUUGUUUACACUACAUGAAUUCGUUGAACAACUUGUCACGAGAAAAAGCGGAUAUUUAACACCAUGGAGAACGAAAACAAGGGUGGCACUGAUUUUUUACACAGAUCAAAACGGAAAGGAACUGCUUUGAACGAGGAAUUAGAAUACUGGAUGACUCGACUUCCGGAAGCGUUGAAAACAGUACCCAUAAUACAUUUGGCAAUACCCGGUUCUCACAAUACAAUGACUUAUACUAUAUCGAAGAAUAAUGGUGUCGGACCCGACGAACCGAGAUACAUCAGGGCCCUCGGUCGCUACUGCUCGAUCGUCUCAAAACCCAUUAUUUUUAAUUGGUCUAUUACGCAACACGAUAACGUUAAGGAUCAGCUGAACGGCGGUAUACGAUAUUUGGAUUUACGUGUUGCCACGAAACCACAGAAUGGUGAUAUUUAUUUUGUUCAUGGUUUAUACGGAUCGAAAAUAUAUCAACCAUUGCAAGAAGUGGCGGGAUGGCUGUCGUCGCAUAGCAACGAGAUCGUAAUUUUGGAUUUUCAGCAUUUCUAUUCGUUCUCUGAAAUGGACCAUCGUCAUCUCGUGGAAACGAUUUUCCGAAUAUUCCAGACAAAAUUGUGUCCAAUAGCUUCUACGUUUAAUCAUAUAACGUUAAAUUGGCUUGCUCUGGAAAGGUAUCAGGUUAUAGUUAUUUACAGAAACAUAUACGCGCAAAAUUAUUCGAACUUGUGGCCAAGUGGCUUGUGGCGAACCCCAUGGCCCAAUACAGUUCAUGUAAGAGAACUUAUAGAUUUUCUCAAUGCUGAAUUACAGACACGACCUUUGGAUAUCGGUUUUGUAUCGCAGUGUCUUUUAACACCCGACAUGCCUUUCGUGCUGAAACAUUUAUGCGGUACGCUGCAAACAAAUUUAGUACCACAAUGCCAGAAAGCGAUUCUUUCUUGGAUAAAUCAAAAACGACCUGGCCGAGGUGGCCUGAAUAUUGUUAUAGCUGAUUUCGUGUCAGAUACAAAUUUCUUAUUUUGUAAAACUGUUAUCGAAAGUAACAAAAAAUUUCUUAAUUUAUAGGUAGUCUAUGUAAAAUAUUUUGUACUUCAAUAUGCACAUGAAUAGUCGAGUUGAUUGUGAUAAAUUAUUUUCAACGCUAUAUUAUGCAUUUUGAAUGCAAAAGUACACCAACUGUUUUAAUUUUAACGAAGUAUUUAUUUAUAUUUGUAAUAGGUAAUAUAAUAAAUUUUUGUUGAAAUUACCUUAGUAAAAAUUUGUAACAUUUAAGUCUUUGUAAAGAAUUUAACCUAUGUAAUGUGUUCAACUGUAAAUUUUUGUCAUGUUUUUAAAUAAGUACAAUGCCGGAAAUAAAUGGAACUUUGAUAUCUUGGAGAGCAUGACAUCUUUGUGCAUGAAAUAUUAAUCUACAAUGUUAAUAUUAAAUAUUAACAGAUGUUAUGAGAUAAAAAUUGACUAAUAAUAAAUAUCUAUAUAAAAUUCUUUUGAGAAUACUUAUUAUAGUUUCAAAGUUAAAAAUAUCUUUAUACUGACAUUUUAAAG